Molecule: messenger RNA, 1248 nt
Organism: Naumovozyma castellii
Lineage: Eukaryota; Fungi; Ascomycota; Saccharomycetes; Saccharomycetales; Saccharomycetaceae
Gene: SPS4
Product: Sps4p
Exons: 1
Coding region: 1-1248 (415 amino acids)
Source: RefSeq, a predicted model, not a curated record
AUGUCUGGCUUCUUUAACAAGAAACAUAUGGCAAACUCAGCAACUAAACAGCCAAUAAUUCUGUCCUCCUCUGGAAACGAAAGAAGUACAAACACAAUGGAAGAAAGUAAUAGUGACUCUAUUUAUCAAAAAAAUUUGCAAGAAGGAAAUUCUAAUUCCAAACAGAAAGUAAAUCAACCUUCGGAUUCUAAUGAUCCCACAAACGAAAAUAUUCCAGUGGAUUGUAAUGAUUCUGUUAACAAUGAAGAAAGGUGGAUUCAAGACCCUUCCAUCUUUAAGACAGUUAAUCAUUUGAGAAGUUACAUUUUGGUGAGAGAAACAAAACAAUCCUUAGAAAAAUGUUCAAUAACUAGAAUUAUUGUGGCCAAUUCAGAAUCGGCGACCAAGAAGAUUGUUUUUUCUAAAACUGUUCAAUAUAUGUCCCCAGUGACCACUUUCCUAGACAACAUCUCUGAUUCAACUUUAACUUUAACAGAUAGAAUGAUCCCAUCUUUAAAAACGUUGUCCUAUGAGAAAAUUGGCGACACAUUAUUGCUUCCAGUAAAGAAGACAAAGGAGAGAGUCAAGAAAUUUAAGAGUAAAAACAAGACUUUAGAUGAUAAUCCUAUCAAUUCUGAAGGUCAGGUAAAAACCAAAAAGGAAGUCAAAGAUUCAAAACCGGGUAUUAGAAAUAAAUUAGAUCCAUUACUUUUGCCUAUCAACAAUAGAAUUGAGAAUGUUUCUAUUAAAUAUUUCUCAACUGGAAAUGAAAUGCCUGUUGUUACCUUUAAAUCUGAAAUCAAUAGGUCUUUGAAAUUGAGUUCCAGUGUUUUUUCUAAAAUGUUAAUGUCAGCUGCCCUAUUGCCAUGCAAAAGCAUAAUUCACAUGAAUGAUGUAUUCAACAAAGAAUUAGAUCAAAUGAAAGAUUUAUGUCUCAAGCAUUCCAUUGUGGCUAAAUGGAACACCAUUAAGACAUUAAAAGAGGAAAUGAUUCAGACGAUAUGGAAGAAAAAGAAAGAGGAAGAGACAAGACCUGAAGAAUCAAAGAAUUCUGUUAAUGAUGUGACCUUACCAAAAUUUGAUGACAAAGUGAAAGUUAACAGUUUGAUUUUUAAUGGAAAUGAGUCUUAUUCACAAGUAGUGAGUAAGUACAAAGCAAAUCCAAAGAAAACUCAAAACUUUUCCAAUUUGAAUCCUCAAAGUAAUAAUGCUACUGAUAAUGGGAACUCUAAAGAUCCAAUCGCAACAUUGGAAGGAAGAAGCAAUUAA